Messenger RNA from Poeciliopsis prolifica (blackstripe livebearer), 6570 nucleotides. It is a transcript of the gene nlrc5, whose product is annotated as NLR family, CARD domain containing 5. The coding region runs from base 266 to 5989 and encodes 1907 amino acids. Gene Ontology annotation, molecular function: protein binding. Gene Ontology annotation, biological process: positive regulation of MHC class II biosynthetic process; positive regulation of MHC class I biosynthetic process; positive regulation of transcription by RNA polymerase II. The record is from RefSeq and is a predicted model, not a curated record. NCBI's taxonomy places the organism in Eukaryota, Metazoa, Chordata, Actinopteri, Cyprinodontiformes, Poeciliidae. The transcript has 55 exons.
CCCUGGCCCAGACCGGGUUCACGUCCAGAACCACCCAGCUGGAUCAGAAGAGCUGGAGCAUGAAGAGUAUAUCCCAGUCCAGAGCCGAUCUGCCCCUCAUGUCUCCUGAAAACUCAGAUAUUUGCCUAAGUUCUGCCCCGUUCAGAAACGAAACCAAAAACGAUGCCAUCCUCAGGAUUUGCGUGGUUUCGUUUUCAAAAAACCGAGAGCCUGACUGCAGGGAAGAGCGGUCUGCGCCUCGAUCCGGUGCUGAUGGAGUCUGAUCAUGGAUGAGGAGCUCGACCCUGAUGAUGAAAAUCCAAACUCCGUCUUGGAUCAGGAAUACUCGGAGCUGGUCGCCAUCCUGCGCUGUCAGUCGGACUCGGUCAUAAUGCAGCUUAUCCAAACGGUGCCGGGCAGUGCCGUCUGGCUGAACAGACAAACAAGCGGCGGUUCUGCUGCACCACCAGACCACAUCGAAGCCAUGCUGCAGCACUUCAGACGCGCCAACUCUGCAGAAUGCAGCAACUUCCUCCAGAGGGUUUGCCUGCUGUGCGACGGCAUCCCCAUGCAUCUGGAGUCGAAGCUCAUGUCAGUGGCUGGACAUGAGCCACUGACAUGCAGCGAUGAUUUGAAUGAUCUAUCAACUGGAACAUCAUGUUUGGAAAAUGAAGACGCAGCAUCCAGGGUGACGGAUCAGCAGCCGCUAACACCGCCUGCAGAGGAGCAGCUCACCAAACGCCCACGGAUUGAUUAUUGGGAGCAGUACAAGGCUGAAGCGGCAGGUUCCCUGCAGAGGAGGUGGAAGCGGCUGUCAGAGGGCCUGCUGACGGAUGUGCAGCCGGACAAGAUCUGGGUCAGCAUCAGAACUGCAAACAGAGUCAGGGACAGACCGGAUCAGACUCCCAGCUCUGCAGAGAGAGGCGGCAGAACACCGGAGCCUGACGGUGACGACGGGUGGCCAGAAUCCAGACUGACUCUGGAGAGUUUUCUUCAGGGAUGCACAGGAAAAGUGACGGUUCUGGCCGGCCCACCUGGCUCAGGAAAAACUCUGCUAAUGUCUUUUAUUGGGCAACAGUGGACUGAAGGAUUAGGCCCCAUCCCUUCAUCCCAUCUGUUUGUCUUGCUGGAGUUUCGUCAGCUCGACCUCCUGUCAGCCCCUCUCUCCCUCUCUGAGCUGCUGUUUCACCACUACCUCCCAACUAAUGGAGACAAUGAAGCAAAGCAGGCCGUUGUGGACUACCUCCUUUCCAAUCCAGAGCAGAGCUGCUGGGUGCUGGACGGUUACGACGAGUUCCAGAAAAAACUAAAGAGACACAAAGUUCAGAACGAGCGGCUGGACUCAGAGAAACCUGUGCCUGUGGCAGAGCUCAUCUCAGGGCUGCUGAGCCGGCGGCUCUUUGCAGGCAGCACCGUGUUGGUCACGAGUCGAGUUCGCGACGUCGUCGAUUUGGACGGUUUGUCUGACAAAGUGGGGCAGCUGCUGCCGUGGGACCAGCGUGAAAUCAAAGAAUGUGUCAACAACUUCUUUAGUGCAAAAGAUGGAAAUCUUGCAGCCGAUGCUACAGAAAUCCUCUUCUCCAGCCGACACCUGCUGGCCAUGUCUUCCCUCCCGGCCCUCUGCAACAUCUGCUGCGUCUUUUUGCAGCAUUUACUGCACCGACAUGCAGAAAAGAUAAAGAUGCUGGGAGAAAAAGGAGUUGAAGUAAAGAAAAAACGUCUAGAAACUGAGAAAAAAGACGCACAAACUGCUGAUGGAAUGUGUGACAAUGACAGACGCUCCCAAAAAGCACAACAUGGGGAAAACAGUGAGGAGACAUUAAUGGACGGAGCAAAAAGCAGAACCACGUUUUCUUUCACAUCAGCACAAAUCCCUGCAACCCAGACUCAGAUCUACCUCGCAGCUGUUGCUACAUUUCUUAGCCGGCACCCUGAACGGCCCAGAGGAACGGAGGCAGCAGAGACCUCAGGAUGUUCUGAAAGAACCAAGUUUGCAUGGAAAACUGUGAAUCUUCCUGCUGCUGAGCUUUGUGAGCUCAGUCGGCUGGCAUGGAGAGGUUUGGAGGAGAGCAGGAUUCUGUUUUUGGAGGAAGAUGUUCCUCUACAAAAUUUAGCGUCUUCAAUCAAGUCAGGACUCUUCUCACCGGUGGAGGUCAGAGGUCGUGACGGCGCUGUCGUCAACGCUUACUGCUUCCUGCAUCUCACAGUGCAGGAGUUUUUGGCUGCACUCAGGAUCAUGACAAGCUCUGCUGUCAGUGAUGCAGACCUGAAGAAGAGAUUCAGUCUGAAAACUCGCUGGACGACUAAAUCAGACCAGAAGACAGUGUUCACUGAUUCCCUCUACCUGUACGUUUGUGGUCUGGCUUCGUCAGACUGCACUCCAGCUCUGGAGGUCGUUGCCAAGGCAGCGGGGUUAAAAGGAGCCCUAAACUGGGUCCAGAAACGCCAGGCCCUUGUCCUAAAGCUGCUGAAAGCUCUGUGCUGCAGUGCCACUCUGACUGGACCGAAGAUUUUGCAGCUUUGCCAUUGUGUUCAGGAGAGCCAGAACCAGCAGCUGGCUCAACUGGUGGUGAGUGUGCGACCCACGCUGGAGCUCAGAAACUUCUGGCUGCUACCCAGUGACAUCGAGGCGCUGGCGUUUGUGGUCAACUCAGUCGGUACCAAAGGUGUUGGUUUGGACUUCGGCGCCUGUUCGAUGGAGCUGGAGUGUCUGGACACCCUGUCCAGGUGUCAGUAUAUUCAUUACCUCAGUUUUCGGAGCCGCAAAUAUGGCGAUAAGUUUGCAGAGAAGCUUUCCUCCGUUCUCCCUCGAUUCACAGCGCUGAGAAAGCUAGAGUUUUGUGGUGCCAGUCUGAGUUCUGCAGGAGCUGCGAGUUUGGCAUCUGGUCUGCAGAACUGCUCCAGCGUCACUGAGCUCAAUUUUAGUGACAACAAUUUGCAAGACGAAGGAAUCCGACGCAUUGUGGACGUUCUUGCCAAACUACAAAACUUGACAUCUGUAAAGCUGGGACGAAACAACACUUCUUUGGAAGCAGCAGAGUGUCUUGUGAAACAUGUGUCUUCUUGCUCAAACAUCCAGCAGCUUCAUGCUGAUGGGAUCAAAGAGUUGACACUGACAUUUUCUCAAAAAUCUGAAUCAAACAGCUGUAAAAUUAAGCCAGAAGCAACAGUGAGGUUGUUGAACCAGAAGUGGACUCAGUCCGGCAUGCAGAACCUGGCCAGGUCUCUGACUCGCUGUCCCUCCCUGUCUGAGCUGGAUCUGUCUGGAGGCGAGUGGGAUGAGGAGACUUUAAAAACGCUAAUUCAGUUUGUGCCAAGCUUCAGCAUCACUGAGAGGAUCAUAUUGAAUGACAGCUGCUCAUCGGUUCAGAGUGUGAAGAUUCUCACCGCUUUGCUUUCUGACUGUCCGUCUGUCACGGAGAUGAACAUCAGGCUGCAGGAUCCAGUCCAGGUGUCUGUUGCGUUUUCCGGAGGGAGAGAAAAAACUGCAAAUGUUUCCUCUAAAACACUCUGCCUCAGCCGCUGCAAUCUUCAUCCCAUCGACCUGGAAGGAGUUUGGAGAAGUUUGGGAGCGUCCGCUGACCUCUCUGAUUUGGACUUGUCCUGUAACAAGUUAGGCGACAAAGGACUGAAGAAGUUGAUGGACUUCCUGCCUCGUCUGAACAAAAUCCAACGAGUGGAUUUCAGUGGUAAUGAUGUCGGUGUGGACGGAGCGGUGAUGCUGGCGGAUGGAUUAUGCUCCAACAACAGAUUAACGCACGUUUUUAUCAGUGAUGGAGGAAAAGACCAGGUGAUGCUGCAGUUCAGCUCUGACACAAGUAACGGCAAACUACAGACAAAGUCAUUCAGAAUCAACAGAAGAUCCCUGACAGCAUCUGAUGUCAACAAAGUGUGCAGGAAACUGGUCCAGUGUCGCAGCAGUUUGGAGUUAGAGUUCACUCAAUGCUCAUUUGCUGAGAAAUCUGUUGGAAAUCUGCUGAGAGUUUUGCCAAAGAUGUCGACACUGCAGAGACUGAAUGUUAGUAACAGCAUCCUGUCCACUUUUGAUGCCCUAACUCUGAUCAGCUGUUUCCCUGAAAACCAUCGAGUCUCAUCCGUGGAGCUCAGCCCACAGGGCGAAUCCUUCAUUCAUUUUGCUGAAGUUAAAGCAGAACAAGUCCACUGCAGAUUAACAGAUUUUUCUUUCAAAGAAGAAAACUUUGUUUUAUUGGACAGACUGAACCAGAUCCUGCAGCAGAACCGGCAGCUCUUUUAUCUCGAUUUGUCAGGAAACCAGCUGGAAGACGAAGGAGUGAGACGUUUAUUGGAGUCUCUUCCAAAUAUCAGCGUCAGCAGCUUCAUCAAUCUGAGUAAGAACGGGCUGAGCCAGCAGGGGGCGCUGCAUGUAGCCGCAACACUUUGCACCUGCGCUAAUGUUUCUGCUGUGGAAGUCAGUUUGGGAGAAGAUGAAAGGUGUCUGAUCUGGUUUACUCAAAAAGGAGGAGGAGAAAAAACUCUGAGUGUCAAAGACAGUAAUUUGGACUGUGAUAAUCUGCUCAGAUUAGCAAAUAUUGUCUCAGACUGUCUGAGUUUGACCAAAGUGGAAUUAAAGAACAACAUGCUGCAACCUGAGUGGAUCGAAAACUUUGUGUCAGCUUUAGACGUUAAUCUGAGAGGCUGUACCAUCAGUGUUGAAGAAAGUUGGAUCGGCGGCGAUGAUGCUGCGUUUUUACUGCGCCGCUGUCUGCAGCUCCACAAACCCGUCCGAACCAUCAGGAUGGGCGACGCGACACUGCAGCUGGUUCUGACGGACAACAUGGAAAGUGAUGUUGAAUUUUCAGCUCAGUCAGCGAUUAAAAAUAUAAGCGUCUCCAGCAGCAGCGUGGAAGGAGCUGAAUUACUCUGCUCUCUUCUGCCCCCGUUGCCAAAUCUCACGUCUCUCAGUGUUGGAGUCAAACACAGCUUUGUGCCUGAGGAGCUCUUACACGUCAUCCUGAGCUCCACGUCCAUUCAGAGUUUAACCUUGUGUGGCGUCAUCAUAAGUGAUGCGGCGGCUCAGACUUUGACCAGACUGUUGCCACGCCUUCGAUCGUUCACUUUGUCGCAUUGCGUUUGGUCAGCAGCUGGACGGCUGCUGCUUAUCGAAACUUUGAGGGAGAGCAACGCUUUGGAAGAACUUUGUCUGGAUGCGGCGAUGCAGCUGAAUGAAGACUGCAGCAGAGGUUUGGCACAAACUCUGAGGAACAUGAAAUCUUUACAGAUUCUCAAGCUGGAUGAAAUCGUAAAAAGUUCAGGACAUCCAGAAGCCGACGUUGUUCUGGACCUGCUGGCCGGGAUGGAAGAACUCAAACGAAUUCAGGAGAUCCAUUUGGGAGGCUGGAGGCUGGGGGAUGGGGGGAUACAGAAGCUAACGGGAAUCCUUCCUGGUUGGAAGGAUCUCAGGGCGAUCAGUCUCUCCAAGAAUCUUGUGAGUGAUCCUUCAGGAGAGAAGCUGCUGGAGGCUUUGAGUGGCUGCAGGGAUCUGGAGGAGCUCCAUCUGUCCAGUAACCAUAUUGGUGACCUCACUGCUGCCAGAAUGGCUCUUGUUCUUCCAUCAAUGUCGCGCCUCUCUGUAUUAGAUAUUUCAGAAAACCGUGUCGGAAACGAGGGCUUGUUCAGUCUUUCCAGAGCAAUAAUGAGCCUGAAGAACCUCAGAAAGAUCCACCUGACCUCUGUGGGGAAUUCAGAGCUGAGCGCUGUGGCUGCCAGUUUGAGCCACUGUCCCCUGUUACAGGAUGUGGGCCUGGGGUGGAAUAACUGCGGCGACGCUGUGGCGCUGGAGCUGGCUAACGUUCUGCCUGUUCUCCACGAUCUGACUCGCAUCGACCUGGAGUGUAACAGUGUGAGCGCUGCCGGCGUGGAGGCUCUGGUCAGAGCUCUAAGGUGCUGCCCUGCUCUGCAGGUCAUCAGGUUGUGGAAAAAUAAAGUCUCCUUGCGUGAAUCUGAGCGGUUCAGCCAGAUGGAGAGGAGGCUCAACUUUUCCUCCACCUAAUGGGAUUAGCAAACAAGUAUAUUUAUUUGCAAUAUCAUGUUUUUCAGAUGUUUUAUUGGGAAAUGUACAUUAUUUAAAAUGAAACAUCUGCGUUUUUCAGCUUAGUUUCACAAGAUAAAACUACAAGUGGGUCCAAACUAAACAAAAAUGACAUAAAAUCCGACUUUUUAUUGAAAUAUAGUUUAGGAAAUGGAUGAUAUGAAGUGUCUUCCUGUCUCAGUCAGGGUUGGGUAAAACUCUAAUGAGCUCAUUAUUUUUGUUCCUCGCUGCAAGUUUCUGCCGUGAAACUAAAGGCCACCUUUUAUACGUUGUAUUUCUGCAGACUGAUUUAAUGAGCCACUUUGCACUGAUACAGAGGCCACAUAUGUGAAAAAACACAAUAAGCCAAGAAUCUGCAGUAAACAGGAGGUCGUUCCUCUUGUCAUUAUCAAAGGUUGUGGUCUCUGUCGGAAUACGUAUUUAUUUUUGCUCUUUGAUGGAAAGAAAAGUGUUUUUUUUUAUUGUUUAUGUUUGAAGGAAUUUUAAUCAGCUUCAAACAUAAGCAGAGACAGAAAGUCUUUUACUUUCCAUUCAGAAACUUG